Batrachochytrium dendrobatidis JAM81 is the source of this 1491-nucleotide messenger RNA. RefSeq lists its product as uncharacterized. Gene Ontology annotation, molecular function: GTPase activity; GTP binding. The coding region runs from base 1 to 1491 and encodes 496 amino acids. The record is from RefSeq and is a predicted model, not a curated record. The transcript has 2 exons. Gene Ontology annotation, cellular component: mitochondrion. Lineage: Eukaryota; Fungi; Chytridiomycota; Chytridiomycetes; Rhizophydiales.
AUGACCACAAGCUUGCGUACCUAUAGACAUACAUGCAUCCAUACACUCACAUAUAGUCAUAUUGACCAUCGUAAUUCAACCAAUCUUGGACCAAAUGCCAUUUCUACACCAGCCAGUAUGCGCAGUUAUCUAUUCCAUAAACCAAGACUAUCCUACACUACAAGAGCUGGCUCUAAACCAUCAAUAUGCGUUGGUUGUGGUGCAGCGUUUCAGCAUCACUCUCCGAUUUCAGCAGGCUAUAUUCCCGAGUUGGCAUAUUCUCGAAAAGCGAGCAUCACUCCAGCAGCCAUUGCAAAACUCAAAGACUCUAUUGAACCACUUUCUCCGAGUCAAGUCAAGACUUUGAUUAAUGCUUCCAAGGAGGAGAAAGUGGUUCCAAUCUGCCAACGCUGUCAUAAUCUCAAGCAUCACAAUAAAUCACAGGUCCCAGCUACAUUUAGCACAGUUCACUCCCAAUUCAAAUCACUCAAGACUCGUACAGGAGGACUAGUGGUUUUGAUCGUAGAUGUCUAUGAUCUGCCUUGUACUCUCUUGCCUAACCUGCGAGAUCUUGUUGGCAUGAAGAACGUUAUUGUCGCUAUCAACAAAAUAGAUCUUAUUCCUAAAAAAGAUACUCCUAAGCAAUACAUUGACUGGGUCAGAUCUCGCAUUCAAACUAGCAGACAUACAGGGCCUAUCAGCAUUAUUCCAAUUUCAGCGACAAAAGGAACUGGAAUUGAUAGUCUUGUGAAGGCCAUUGUGGACAAUAGAAACUCUAAUGAGGAUAUUUACAUGGUUGGAGCAACCAAUGUUGGCAAGUCGUCUGUUAUUAAUCAAAUCGUCACUCAUGCUGGUUAUAAAGGAUUCUUGACCACAUCCAAUUUUGCUGGCACUACAAUUGCACCUGUCCCCAUUCCAAUAUCAUCGUUUGGAACACAAUUCUUUCCAAAUUCGCUUGGAGACAUCAGCGAUCCUGAUCAUGAUGCACGCAAGGAUACAGGACAUUUAAUUGACACAGUAGGUACAUACAACAGCCAGCAACUUACACAUUUUUUAGCUUCAACCGAGUUUCAAUUUGUCGUUCCCAAAACUUCCAUUCGACCCCGCAAAGUCAAUCUUAGACCAGGCAAGAAUAUAUGGUUUGGAGCUCUGGUUCGACUUGAAAUUGUGAAAACCAAGACAGCAUCCAGCUUUUGGUUUUAUGGGUGCCAUGUUCUCCCUAUUCAUGGCUGCAGAGAAUCUAGAAUGGCUUCGCUCUGGGAUGAGCAUGCCGGCAUCAACAGUCAGAUCAUGACUCCGCCAUAUGGUAAGGACCGUAUAAAUGCACUCCCGCCUUUUGCUAUUGCUUCAGAGUCUAGAUACAACAAAGACGGGACUCGUAUCUGGCUUGGUGGUUUGGGCUGGAUUGUCAUGUAUGGUGAGCUGCAUUUUCGCGUUUGGACACCUGGUGGUGUUGGUAUCUAUACGGAUAGCGAUCCCACUAGCGAGAAACCCCAAAAGGUUACUCUUUAA